Messenger RNA from Recurvomyces mirabilis, 1629 nucleotides. RefSeq lists its product as uncharacterized. The record is from RefSeq and is a predicted model, not a curated record. Gene Ontology annotation, molecular function: protein binding. The transcript has a single exon. Gene Ontology annotation, cellular component: endoplasmic reticulum. Lineage: Eukaryota; Fungi; Ascomycota; Dothideomycetes; Mycosphaerellales; Teratosphaeriaceae. Bases 1 to 1629 code for a protein of 542 amino acids.
AUGGCAGGUAACAGUAUCUUCCACCCCGGAGACCUCCAAUCUGGCAUCUCCACCGCCAUCCAACAACACAAACUCGUCGCCUGCUUCAUCCGGGGCGACGACAACCCCACAUCUUCAUUAUGGGAACAGGAAUGGCUGGCCGAAUACGCGGAGAUUAUUGCCGAGAAAGCUGUGUUGCUAAGGAUAGAACAUGGGAGUCAGGAAGCUGGGUUCUUGGGGGCAUUUUGUACGAUUGAGAGGGCGCCGGCGUUGGUGGUAAUACAUAAUGGGCGGGUGCUGGAGAAACUGGGGGCGGAGGUGGGGAAGGAGGAGUGGGAGGAGAGGGUGUUGGGAGCGUUGGGGCUUGGGGGUGGGAUCGAGGAGGAGGAGGAGGAGGUGGAGGAGAAGAGGGUGGGGGAGAAGGAGGUCAAGCUGGGAGAUGAUACGGCUACGGGUGAUGUUGCACAGGCUGUCUCUCAGGCUUCGGCCGCCGUCACAUCUGCUCUCUUCCCCCAGUCGUCGUCAUCAUCGUCGUCAACAUCACAACCACAAUCGCAAUUACAACAAGAAUCGUCUCAAACACCCACCACUCUCUUCCCCGACCGCUCCGCCCGCCUGGAAGCCGAGAAGGCGCAAAGAGAUGCCGACGAGAAAGCAGCACGCACAGCACGACAAGAGGCCCGACGAAAAGAAGCCGAAGAAGCGUACCAACACCACCGAGGCGACAAAGGCAAAGGCCGAGCUACAGAUGCUCCCGCGACGGGGGAUCCUGAUAAAGCCCGCGCAAGAGACGCCUGGCUGUACCAACAGAAACUGCGGAAGGACGAGGCGAAGAAGGAGAAAGAGAGAAUACUAGAGCGUAUCGAAGCGGAUAAAGCAGAACGGCGCCUUCGUGCUCAGCGGGCGAAAGAACCCACCUCCUCAGCAGAAGCACAGGAGUCUCCACUCCCUCAAUCCCGCCUCGCAGCCCAAACCCGCUCAGCAGGCGCAAGCGGAACCUGCGCCCUCCUCAUCCGCCUCUUCGACGGCUCCUCCGUGCGCGGCAAAUUCUCCACCUCCAACACCCUCGGUCGAGACGUCCGAAACUGGAUCAAGGAACAAGCUCCUCAGGGCAGUGGAGGGGCGGAUAUCCCGUUUACCUUCCGGCAGAUCCUGGCUCCGAGGCCGAGUCGGAGUAUUGAGAUGAGUGAGGAGUUUCACACCCUGGCUGAUUUGGAACUGGUGCCUAAUGCUACGCUUGUCCUUGUUCCUGUUGCGGGGAGCGUGUCUGCUUAUGCCGGUGCUGUGGGAGUGGGGGGAGAUGGAUCUUGGCUAGGCUGGGGCUAUGGCCUUGCUUCUUCCGCUGCGCAACGGGCUUCGUAUUUCCUUCCGUCUUUUUCACGCUUAUAUCUCGGUGGGACGGGGGAUCCGGAGGAGAGGGGGAACUCGGAGGGGGCGGCGCAGGCCGGGGCGGAUAGUAGUAGUGCUGGCGCAGAAGGGAUCGGUCUUGGUGCUGGUGCUAUUGGGGGGAGGGUGAGGGUGAAGACCUUGGCGGAUCAACGGGCGGAAGCGGCGAAGAGGCAGAAGAGGACGGAGUUUUAUAAUGGGAAUUCCUCCGCUUUCGAGGGCAGGAAGGGGGAUGACGGGGAGGAUGAUGAAGUCGCAAAGUGA